CGAGGGUGGGAGGCAGCGAAUCACUCGAAGACGAGAGGGAGAGAGAAGGAUAGAAUGGGAGAAUAGAUUUGCAGAGAGAGAAAGAACUCCGCCGAAUCGGAGCUGCAGCCGCCGCCGCCGCACCAUCAUCUCAUUCUCUCUUUCUCUCUCGCCGUGACGAUUAUUCCAUAAUUUUGAUUCCCACUCCAAAACCUAGACUCGCAUAAGUUGCGGAUAUAAUCGUUUCUUCCUUGUCGCCAACAGCAAUAGGUUAAUACGUAAUAUCGAGAUUUAUUAUUUAUUGUAGGAUUAUUUUUUCUGAAACCCUAAUUGCGAGAGGUAUAGAGGGAGAGAGAUAGAGGGGAGAGAUGGCGCAGAAUGGGCAGGGAAUAGAGCCCGCUCUUUUGGAUGAUAUAAUCAAUCGGCUAUUGGAGUUCAGAAACGCCAGAACCGUACGGCAGGUUCAACUCUCGGAGAACGAGAUCCGCGCUCUCUGUAAUGCUUCCAGAGAAAUCUUCCUACAGCAGCCCAAUCUCUUGGAGCUCGAAGCCCCCAUUAAGAUCUGCGGUGACAUUCAUGGGCAAUAUAGUGACCUUUUGAGGCUUUUUGAAUAUGGUGGGUUUCCUCCUGAUGCCAACUAUUUGUUCUUAGGGGACUAUGUAGACCGUGGAAAGCAGAGUUUGGAAACAAUAUGCCUUCUACUUGCAUACAAAAUCAAGUACCCCGAGAACUUCUUUCUGUUAAGGGGGAAUCACGAGUGUGCUUCAAUCAACCGGAUAUACGGGUUCUAUGAUGAAUGCAAGCGUCGAUUUAAUGUCAGAAUAUGGAAAACUUUCACCGAGUGCUUCAACUGUCUCCCAGUAGCUGCUCUCAUCGAUGAUAAAAUACUUUGCAUGCAUGGUGGUCUUUCUCCAGAUCUAACAAGUUUAGACCAAAUUAGGAACUUACCUCGCCCAACAGAUGUUCCGGACUCGGGUUUGCUUUGUGAUUUACUUUGGUCAGAUCCCAGUAGAGAGAUUAAAGGCUGGGGAAUGAAUGAUCGGGGUGUUUCAUACACCUUUGGUUCUGAUAAGGUAGCAGAAUUCUUGAUGCAGCAUGAUAUGGACCUUGUUUGCCGUGCACAUCAGGUCGUGGAAGAUGGAUAUGAGUUUUUUGCUGAUAGGCAGCUCGUAACUAUAUUUUCUGCUCCCAACUACUGUGGUGAAUUUGAUAAUGCUGGUGCAGUAAUGAGUGUUGAUGAAAGUCUCAUGUGCUCUUUCCAGAUUUUAAGGCCAACAGAUAGAAGGCCUAGGUUCUUAUAAAAUUCAAGUUCCUUGGUGCUAGCGUAUUCUUAUUAGGACCAAAGGUGAGUAUGAGUAAACAUUGUGUACUGCAUCCUUCCAGAUCCAUUGGUAGUCUGGUAGAGACUAGAGCCAACCUAUAAGGCGAUGACAAGUGUAUUUUGAAAG
This is a messenger RNA of Cuscuta campestris, 1427 nucleotides long. Lineage: Eukaryota; Viridiplantae; Streptophyta; Magnoliopsida; Solanales; Convolvulaceae. The record is from the annotation of a GenBank genome assembly.